Molecule: messenger RNA, 2238 nt
Organism: Anisakis simplex (herring worm)
Lineage: Eukaryota; Metazoa; Nematoda; Chromadorea; Rhabditida; Anisakidae
Source: the annotation of a GenBank genome assembly
AUGUCAUUCGCACAACAAAAGGAUCGAGUGCGAGUGGGUGAAAUGAAACGCAGAACUGCGAUAGCUGGCAAGAUGGAACUGCCGUUCGGCAGAUUUCAAGUUCAGUCGAUUCGUGGUUGGAACAAAGAGAUUUUUGACGCUUCUGAAGAGGCUUAUGCUGCCGACUGUCGAACUUGCAGACGUCGUCGAUCAAAAGAAGACUCAUUGAAUAAUCUUGAAAAGAAGACUGGGAAGUUAACGUUUCAUGCACGCAAUUUUCAGCGGAAAAGGAAGCCAUACGUGACAGUAUCAGAGCUUAUUGCAAAAACAGCGUUGUGGCUGGGUCGUAUGUCACUUGAUUAUCAAUACAUCCGUUAUGUGGUUGAUACCGAGAAGAAACUGCUCGUUGAAAGACUACCAAAAGUAUCACAAAUUCAUUCAUUUCUCUCAACAUUGGCAGCCAGCUGUUCGAUUUUGCUUUCUCUGAAUGGCACAAAGUCACCAAUGAGUGGAAAUGUUGGUGGUAUGGGUUUUGGCAAAGAAGUCUGUCUAGUGAAGCAUGCUCACGACAUUGUUAAGUAUAUGGAUGAAGUACACCGUCGUUGGCUUAGACUACCGAUACUGUGGCGUUUCAUAAACGCCUCAUCAUCCGUCUUUCUGUCACAUACGGCAAUUUUAUGCUACGUCGCAAUCAUCCUUCUGCAUGCUCAAGCUGCAUGCUUGUUAACAUUGCCAUUACCUCUGAUAGUGUUCUUCUGGGCUGCGCUCACACCACGACCAACACAUUCACUGUGGAUUUUCAUCAUUUUUUAUGUGCAAGUGAUAAUAAUAGUGAUGAUGAAUUUCAAGUACAGUUUCUUGCCGUGGACUUGUAGUCGUGGAAUGCAUUGCGCGGACUGGAAUAUGCGUCGAGCUGGUCGAUUCGUCGGAAUUGCCGAUGAACCCAUAUCGGUGUUGUUGUUUUGUGUGGUCGUGUUUGCACUCUUCACUCAUCGUUACUCGAUGCGGAGAGAUGGCUCGUGGUGGAGAUGUUAUACACGAAUUUUGCAACAACCAGACGACGAUGAGCCUUGUCGUUUGAUAUCGCUAAUGAAGUCAGUCUUCAAUCCACGUAAUCCACUGCCAAGUGAUUACUAUCCAUGGAUGGUUGUAUCACACUUUAUCGCGAUUGCUGUUUUGAUUCUUCGCUUCUCGGAUUUUGAUACGGCGAGACGAAAUGUUUUAUCGUUUGGUGGCGACUUGAAAUUGCCCGAUUAUUUUGUUGUUUUCUUCAUGGUUUCGAUUUGUGAGUUAAUCUUCGAUCGUAUUAUAUAUUUACGAAAGGCAAAAAGAUUGAAAUUCGUUUAUCUGAUCAUCGAAACACUUUGUACGCAUGCAUUUGUGAUUGCCGUUCUUGUCAUUAGACAGAAUGAUCCGGAAGAUUCUCUUCAUCACGGUAAUAUCGGUCUAUUUUUGUGGUACCUGGCAAGGUGUGUGCAUAUGCUGGCAUCGGCAUUUCAGAUUCGUGACGGUUAUCCGCAAUAUUUAUACGGACGCUCGAUGCGUAAAAGUAACCCCAUCAGCUGGCUAUUGUAUGUGAUGUGUUUCUUCGCAGUACCACUUUUUGAAGUGUCUGUUGUUAUCGAUUGGACUUUCACUGACACAUCGUUACCACUGUUCAAUUUCUAUACUCUCGAGACGGUUGAUUUUUAUCUUUAUUUCAUCAAUGGAUUACGAAAAUAUGAAUUGUUUUAUGCUAGAAAAAGAGGCGAAAAGACAACAGUAUGUGUGAAAGUGCUUUUAGGCGGUAGCAUUAUAGCUGGAUUUCUUUUCAUCCUCGUUUGCCUCCUCAUGUUCAUAUCUGAAAAUGUUUGUUUUUGUAUUUCUUCAUGUUUAAGUCAAGCAUUUGUUGCGAUAUAUUUGCCGAAAACAAUGGAUUUCUCAUUGAGACUAGCGGAUCAUCCGAUUCUCUAUCAAGCACAUUUAGAAGAACUGGAAACGAUCAAAGUGGAGGACUUCAAAACACUGAAGCAAUUCUUUAGUGACGACCACAGUUCGUUGGCACUUAUUGAGGCGUGUGGCAAAAGUUCAAUGCUUGAUGUGAAAUUACCGAAAGAAAGUGCCUUGUGGUAUGUGCAUCCACAUUGGGAAGGUGAACUGAAGCGAUUGUUGAGAAAUGAUAAACGUGAAUUGAAAUUGGUAUCGCGAUUGUCGUUGAAACGAAUGCAUGUUCGUGAACAACAUGGUGUGUGCGAGCAUUUGAUUCGUUUUCAUUUCUGA